This is a messenger RNA of Caenorhabditis angaria, 2331 nucleotides long. The record is from the annotation of a GenBank genome assembly. Lineage: Eukaryota; Metazoa; Nematoda; Chromadorea; Rhabditida; Rhabditidae.
AUGUCGGAGUCAGACGACAGUUUCGAAAAUUUUGUCGCAGAGAGUCAAAGUUCUCAGACAAAGGUGAGUAAUUAUUCUUUUUAAAAAUUAGACCAGACGAUUUUUAGUAUGAAAAGAACGAACUUGAGGAAAGUUGUGUAGAAGAUUCACAAGAGCCUAUGAACAAUACAAUGGUUGGUCAAGACAUGUUUGAAUAUGCAAAUCCAGCUGAACCCGAAGUAGAUGAUGUUAUCAAGAUUCUUGUGGCAACUGAUAUUCAUUGUGGAUAUGGCGAAAAUAAACCAAUCAUAAAUAUGGACGCUGUUAAUACAUUUGAAGAAGUUUUGCAGAUUGCGAUUGAAAAAAAAGUGGAUAUGAUACUUCUUGGUGGUGAUCUUUUCCACGAAAAUCAUCCAUCGAGAGAAGUUCAACAUAAAGUAACACAAUUAUUGCGAAAAUAUUGUUUGAAUUCAAAUCCAGUUGAGUUGGAAUUUUUAUCGGAUCCUUCUGUUGAUUUCAAUCAAUCAAUGUUUGACAAAGUAAAUUAUCAUGUAAGUCAUUUUUAUCGUUACAAUAUUGAACUCAAAAUUGAUAUUUCUAGGAUGAAAACAUCAAUGUUGGUUUGCCCAUUUUCACAAUUCACGGAAAUCAUGAUGAUUUGGCUGGAAAAGGUUUGACAGCAUUGGAUUUAUUGCACGAAUCUGGGUUGAUAAAUCUAUUCGGAAAACAUGAAAAUAUUCGAGAAUUUGUUGUUUCUCCACUUUUAUUGCGUAAAGGAGACACGCGAUUAGCAUUAUAUGGAUUAGGAAGUCAACGAGAUGAUAGAUUAGUUCGAGCAUUUCAAAAUCAAGAAAUAACAUUUCCUCGACCAAAUGAAGGAGCUGAAGAUUGGUUCAAUUUAUUCACAUUACAUCAAAAUCGGCCAAGACGAUCUUUACACAGAUCAACAGGAGCAUAUUUACCUGAGAAUUUGAUUCCAGAAUUUUUUGAUUUAUUGAUUUGGGGACAUGAACAUGAAUCAAAACCAGAACCACAAUAUGUUGCAUCAUCUGAAGCUGUUGGAGAUGGUUUUUAUAUUUUACAACCAGGUUCAACUGUUGCAACUUCACUUACAGAAGAUGAAGCUCUUCCAAAACAUGCUUUUCUACUUAAAAUCAAGGGGAGAAAAUUUGCAUCAAAGCCUAUAAAAUUGCAAACUGUUAGACCAAUGAUUGUUGAUGAAUUACUUUUGGAAAAAAUACCGAGAGGAGCAAAAAAAGAUUAUACAAAUAAUCGAUAUAAAGAUGUUUAUGGCAAUUUUAUCGAUGAAGUUUUGAUUGAAAAAAAAUUAGCUGAAAUGAUUGCAAAAGCUGAAAAUGGAAGAGGUUCACGACAACCAAUAUUACCACUUAUUCGAUUGAAAGUUUUAUAUGAAGAUGAAUGGGCUGAUGUUCAAACUAUAAAUACAAGAAGAAUUGGAGCGAAAUAUGAAGAUAUUGUUGCAAAUCCAUUGGAGAUUUUGAUGGUUAAAAAGGUCUGUAUUUAAUUUACUUGCUUUGAAAUAUGUAUUUUUCAAAUUUUGAUGUUUACAGAAAACAAAUCGAGAUCGUACGAAGAAAACCAAAGUGGAUGAAUUGAUGGAUGAUGAAAGAUUAGGAAAUGUUAGCUCAUCGAAUUUACAAUUCAUUGUGAGCUUUUUUCUUUUCUAAAUUCUCUGGCUCAUUUUCUGAAAAUUCAUUUCAGAUCAACGAAUAUUUUGCGGAUCUUCCUCUUGAACAAAGAAUGACUGUUUUGAAACCUGCUGAUAUUGGAAAAGCUGUUGAACAAUACGCUGAUGUUGAGGAGAACAUUGCAUCUGCAAAUGCAGGUUUUCAGAAAUCUCUAAAGGUAAAUAACCAUGAUUUUAUUUAGCUUUUCUAAAUCUACAUAAAUUUUUAGGAACAAGUUGAAUUGAUGAGAAAUACACUUCGAAAAAUGCCGAUUCCAAAUAUCGAAACAGAAGAUGAUUUAGAAACAUUCAAAGAUAUGAUUCACAAAGAUUUGAUUGAUUUGAAGAAAAGUUAUUAUGAAAAAUCGAAAGAGGGACUUGAAAAUGUUGCAGAAGAUGAUGAUAGAGAUUUGAUGGCUUCUUUUUCAAUGGCGGAAAAUUCGAUAAAUCAAGAACAAAUGAAUACUGUGUCCAGCGAUGAUUCCGAUGUUAUUGUAUCAGGUCAGUAAAAAAGUUAUGGGAAAGAAAAUUAGGAAAAUAUGAUUUUUUCAGAUCAUGAAGAUAUUGCUCCACCGAAAAAAACAACUCGUGGACGCGGACGCGGAAGAGGUGCUGCUUCAACAUCUACAAGAGCAACAAAUAAAAAGAAAACAUACAAUUUCUGA